AUGGGAGUGUUGGUGGCAGCUGAUACCACCUAUUUGGUGGUUGUUAUUAUGGUACUCUUCCUCGUCACUGAGAUAUUGGGGAUGGCCGGAAAAUCGAGUCCCACCGGCCGACCUGAUCAGAAUGUUAGUCGAGCCCAGUUUCCUCCGGAUUUCCUCUUCGGAGCCACCUCCUCGUCUUAUCAGUAUGAAGGUGGUACAUGGGAUGAUGGUAGGCGUCCUAGCAUAUGGGAUGCUUUCACUCAUGCCUAUCCAGAGCGUAUACUCGAUAGAAGCAGCGGGGAUGUGGCUACGGAUUCUUACCAUUUAUAUAAGGAUGAUAUAUCGCUUGUGGAAAACUUGGGGAUGAAUGCUUACAGAUUUUCAGUCUCAUGGUCCAGAAUACUGCCAUAUGGGAAGCUAAGUGGAGGUAUCAACCAAAAAGGGAUCCAUUACUACAAUAGUGUCAUCAAUGAGACCCUAUCACAAGGGUUAACACCGUUUAUGACUCUCCUCCAUUUGGACUAUCCUCAAGCACUUCAAGACGAAUACGGCGGCGUUUUAAGUCAUCGCUUUGUGGAUGAUUUUCGGGACUUUGCUGAUUUGUGCUUCAAAGAAUUCGGAGACAGAAUCAAGCACUGGGUCGCCAUAAACGAGCCACAUACUCUGAGCCGAGGGGGAUUCGCCGUCGGCGACCUAGCGCCCGGCCGGUGCAGCGGCAAUGCAAGGAACUGGACGUGCGAUGUCGGAAAUUCAGGCACCGAGCCCUACAUCGCAGGUCACAACCAGCUUCUCGCCCAUGCCGCUGUAAUUCAAUUGUACAGGCAAAAAUAUCAGGCGACUCAAAAGGGCAUUAUUGGAAUCUCAUUGAACAUAGAUUGGGCUGAGCCCUACACGUCCAGCAAGCGAGACCGAAAAGCAGCACAAAGAGCCAUUGACUUCGAUUUUGGCUGGUUCAUGGAUCCAAUAACGAAAGGCGAUUAUCCAGAGAGCAUGAAGCAGAAUCUUGGGAAUCGGCUGCCGAGAUUUACAAAGGAGGAAUCUGAACUUUUGAAAGGCUCAUUUGAUUUCCUCGGUGUGAACUAUUACACCGGCAGAUACGCGAUGGAUCAACCUAACAGUAACGUUGACCCUCGUCAGUCUAGUUAUUUGACCGAUGCGCUUAUAAACACCAGUUAUCGCAAUAGCAAAGGCGAACCACUUGGUCCUGAGACUGCCGCACCUUGGGUUAGAAUCUAUCCUGCAGGGCUCACUAAGGUUUUGCUCUACAUAAAGAACAAGUAUGGGAAUCCCCUCGUCUACAUUACAGAAAAUGGAGUUCCAGAUCCAGGAAACUAUACGCAUUCGCCACUGAAAGCUACACCAAAUGAUAACAUGAGAGUUUCCUUUUAUCAAGCACAUCUUUCUUCAGUAUUAAAGGCUAUGAGGAAGGGAGCCAAUGUGAAAGGGUAUUUGGUGUGGGCGUUACUGGAUAACUUCGAGUGGCUUACAGGCUACACGAUCAAAUUCGGGUUGUACUACGUUGAUAUCAGGAAACCGUCAGUCAGGAUUCCGAAACUCUCAGCGCUGUGGUUCAGAAAUUUUCUGAAAGGAAAUGAUCAUCGUCGCAUACGAAUGAUAGAAGUUGACGCCAACUAA
This is a messenger RNA of Linum trigynum, 1614 nucleotides long. The record is from the annotation of a GenBank genome assembly. NCBI's taxonomy places the organism in Eukaryota, Viridiplantae, Streptophyta, Magnoliopsida, Malpighiales, Linaceae.